AUGGUGGCGAUUGUGAACGUGGUGGUUGUGCAGGCGAUGGUUGAGUUGACUUUAGGUUUGUGGUUUGCAGAUGGUGGUGGUCGCGAAGGUUCUUUCUUUCUCCAUCUCACUUUUCUCUUCAAAACACAGCCUUCGCUUCUUUGUGGUUUCUUUAAUCAAGCAGGUACCAUGAUUAAGUUGUUUAAAGUGAAGGAAAAGCAGAGAGAACUUGCUGAAAAUUCCAAUGGGAAGCCUCCAGGCAAGAAGCAAAGUGCUGGGGAGUUGCGUCUUCAUAAAGAUAUAAGCGAACUAAAUCUACCCAAAACAUGUAGCAUAUCAUUCCCUAAUGGUAAGGACGACCUCAUGAACUUCGAAGUUACCCUCCAGCCUGAAGAUGGAUAUUAUCUGGGUGGCACCUUUAUUUUUUCUUUCCAAAUUUCUCCCAUCUAUCCUCACGAGGCACCAAAGGUGAAAUGCAAGACGAAGGUGUACCAUCCGAACAUUGACUUGGAAGGAAAUGUCUGCCUUAACAUUCUUCGAGAAGACUGGAAGCCUGUGCUGAACAUAAACACAAUUAUUUAUGGCUUGUAUCACCUUUUCACGGAACCAAAUCACGAGGAUCCUCUCAAUCCCGAUGCAGCUGCUGUGUUGAGAGAGAACCCAAAAAUUACAUUUGAACUCUGUUACAAAUUUCAUAGGAAUCCAUGUGAUGUGACUGCAUUCUGUUUGUUAUUGUAA
Molecule: messenger RNA, 717 nt
Organism: Fraxinus pennsylvanica
Lineage: Eukaryota; Viridiplantae; Streptophyta; Magnoliopsida; Lamiales; Oleaceae
Source: the annotation of a GenBank genome assembly